GUUUUCUUUCGCUCUCGUCCACCUAGAACUAGACGGGAGUGAUGAAGGUGCCAGCCUUCUCUACCGCUAGUAGUCUACUCUUACUCUCUUUCGCAUCAUGUUCCUUUGCUGUGAAGUCUCAGGACUUCAAAACGUGCUCGCAAGCUGGAUUCUGUCGACGCGGGCGCGCCUUGGCCGAUCGGGCAACAGCUAAUGGCGAUGCAUGGCGUUCACCUUACUCGAUAGACCCCGCUUCAGUGUCUAUUUCUACAUCGGACGCAACCUUCACUGCAGACAUCAAGUCUUCGCUUUACCCAAACAUACAGUUCGGCCUUGACGUGCGGGUGUUGGAUGAUGGUGUCGUCAGGGUGCGGAUGGACGAGGUCAAUGGACUCCGACAACGAUACAACGAAGCAGGACAAUGGGCACUCGUUGCGGAACCACCAGUCAGCCGGGAUAUCAAGUGGACUGUGGGGAAGGAGGGUGUGCGAGCAGUCUACGGGAAGAAGCAGGAUAUGGAGGUCAUUGUUCAGUAUGAACCAUUGCUCGUGGUCUUGCGCAGGAAUGGGAAGGACCAGGUGGUUGUGAACGGACGAGGUCUGUUGCACAUGGAGCACUUUAGAACAAAGGAGGCAGAGAAGCCAGUCGUGGCUUCAGAGGACGGAUCGGACGAGCAGGAGGUCAUGCAAGUCAAGCCGACGGCGUGGUUUGAGGGCGAUGCCGAGGAUGCUUACUGGGAGGAGACCUUUUCUUCGUGGACGGAUUCGAAGCCAAAGGGCCCCGAGUCGCUCUCCGUCGACAUCACCUUCCCCAAUCAUGGUCACGUGUAUGGCAUCCCGCAACAUGCAACAUCACUCUCUCUUCCAACGACUAGGGGCGAAAAUGCAUUCUUUACCGACCCAUAUCGCCUGUAUAAUGCCGAUGUAUUUGAGCAUCUCGCAUCGUCGACCAUGUCUCUCUACGGCUCCAUUCCGGUUAUGCAUGCGCAAUCGGCGGAGUCGACGGUUGGCGUUUUUCAUCUGGUCGCAUCCGAGACGUGGAUUGAUAUUGCCCAUCCUACGGACAAGUCGACUGAGACACACUGGAUAUCUGAGUCGGGCAUCCUUGACCUGUUCAUUCUGCCUGGACCUACGCCGGCUGACAUCUUUGCUCAAUACACCCGUCUUACGGGUACCACACCCCUCCCUGCCGAAUGGGCACUAGCAUAUCAUCAGUCUAGGUGGAACUAUAUCAGUUCGGAUGAUGUUCGGGCUGUGCAGAAGAGGUUUGACGAAGAAGAUAUGCCGGUAGACGUGUUCUGGCUCGACAUUGAAUAUGCAGAGGAACACAAGUACUUCAUCUGGGAUCAGAAGGGUUUCCCUGAUCCGGUCGACAUGACCAACGAUGUUGCCGCUGUCGGACGCAAGAUGGUUGUGAUUAUAGACCCUCACUUGAAGCGUACUGACAACUAUCCCGUCUAUAAAGGGGCUCAAGAGAUCGAUGUUCUUGUCAAAACCAAAGAUUUGAACGAGUACGAAGGCUGGUGCUGGACCGGCAGUAGCUCCUGGGUUGAUUUCUUCAACCCUGAUAGCGGGCCCUGGUGGCACUCGCUGUUUAAGAUCACGAAAGGGGAAAAAUGGUCCUGGACUGAAAGUACGGAGGAUGUCUAUAUCUGGAAUGAUAUGAAUGAGCCCGCUGUGUUCAACGGGCCUGAAAUCUCCAUGCCAAGGGACAACAUCCACCAUGGUGGCUGGGAGCAUCGUGAUCUCCACAACAUCAAUGGCAUGCUUCUUCCCAAAGCUACUAGUGAAGGUUUGAUAGCCCGAUCGGACCCACCCAAGCGACCUUUCGUGCUCGCCCGCUCGUUCUAUGCUGGAUCUCAGCGAUAUGGUGCCAUGUGGACAGGUGAUAACCUCGGGACAUGGGAGCAUAUGGAAGUAGGACUCAAAACGGUCCUCGCUAACAGCAUAGCAGGGUUCUCUUUUGGCGGCACUGAUGUUGGUGGUUUCUUUGGCAAUCCUUCCAUGGAGAUGCUUGUCAGGUGGUACCACUUUGGGGCCUUUUCACCUUUCUUCCGUGCCCAUGCCCAUAUUGAUACGAAGAGACGAGAACCAUUUUUGCACGAUGAGCCCUACAAGGGGAUGCUCCGGGAUAUCCUCCGCCUCAGGUACUCUAUGUUGCCGAUUUGGUACACUACGUUCCACGAAUCAAGCAGAACAGGUCUGCCAGUCUUGAGGCCUCAAUAUGUCAUGUUCCCACAAGAUGCUGCAGGCUUCGCCAUCGAUGACCAGUACUACUUGGGAGGUUCGGGUUUACUCGUCAAACCUGUCACCCGAGCCGGCGUUACCGAAGAGUCGGUUUACCUCUCUGAUAACCAGGUAUACUACGACUAUUUCUCGCAACGUGCUUAUCGAGGUGCGGCGGCGGGGAAGACCAUCACGGUCCCGGCGGCGCUCCAUCAGGUGCCCUUACUGAUCCGUGGCGGCUCCAUCUUGCCUACGCGCGAACGUCCAAGGAGGUCCUCUCCCUUGAUGAGAAAGGAUCCCUUUACACUCCGCGUCGCGCUGGACAACCAGUUCGGCGCACGGGGCGAGCUUUAUCUCGACGACGGUAUCACCUUUGCCAACGAACAGGGCAACUACGUGUGGAGGGAGUUUGUUGCGGAGAAGGGCAAGGGAAAGACGGUGCGCAUCUCCAGUCGUGACAAGGCGGCAGCGCAGGGCGCGCUGGUGUCGUAUAAUCCCAAGAAUGAGUACGCGAAGAGCAUCGAUGGCGUACGCGUGGAAAAGAUCGUUGUCCUUGGACUCGUGGGAAAGCCGACCAGCGUCACGCUUGGGAACGGCAAGGUGCUAGAGUGGGAGUUUGUACCCGGAAUAGCUGCGGCGGAGACAAAGGAGGGCGAGGCAAGCGUGUUGGCGAUUAAAGAUCCCAGGGUGAACGUGGUUGAAGAUUGGGAGAUCGUUGUCAAAAUAUGAGAUACCGCACUGGAAUUUUAUAAUAUUCUAU
Messenger RNA from Heterobasidion irregulare TC 32-1, 2964 nucleotides. RefSeq names its product glycoside hydrolase family 31 protein. Gene Ontology annotation, biological process: N-glycan processing; carbohydrate metabolic process. The coding region runs from base 42 to 2933 and encodes 963 amino acids. Gene Ontology annotation, molecular function: carbohydrate binding; alpha-glucosidase activity. Gene Ontology annotation, cellular component: glucosidase II complex. Lineage: Eukaryota; Fungi; Basidiomycota; Agaricomycetes; Russulales; Bondarzewiaceae. The transcript is spliced from 8 exons. The record is from RefSeq and is a predicted model, not a curated record.